UGGAGCUCUCCGCCCGCAUCGAGCUUCCGCAACCUCCCACAGCUUCAGCGACAUCACCAGCAUCAUCAUCACCACGGUUCUCCCACCACGUCGCACGUGGCGACCGCCCUCCCCAUAAGCUGGCAUCACCUUCUCUCCAGCUCGCCUACCACCAUGUAACCGCCCGCCAUGUCGUUUGUAAACACAGACACCUUUCUCGCCGUCGCCCUCGUCAUCAACCGAUCCCGCGAUGGCCCAGCCUUCGUCUUCCACUACCCACCAGAGGUCCAUCCCGUUCGGCAGACCUCUUCCGAGGCAGAGGCAGCUCAGUCUCACGAAUUUGAAGACCUCUUGCUCGAGAAGCUGGCUCUUGCCGGCUCCCACAGCGACCUCUCCGGCUCGCAAAUCUCCUCCACGCAGCGCCAUGCCGACGACCACCAUCACAACCGCAGUGAGUCGGGUACACAAAAGGCCGCCUGGGAAAAGGUGGCGGGAUUCCCUACGCGCGAUCUUGCUAGCAUCUUGACCCCCGCACGGUCCUACCAUAAGCGCCUUUUCCAGCUCGCCCUCGACCCUCUACACUGCGUCUCGUAUCCCAUCCAUGUGCCUGUCGAUGGCAAGUGGAAGAAGACAAAGAAAUCCAACAAGGCCAAGUCGGCAGCCAACACCGUCGUCAGCGAAGACCUCUUGUCGCCUGCAGAUGCGGAGAAUGCCAAUAAUGGCACCCCGGACAAGGACAAGGACAAGAAGGAUGACGACGAGGAAAAACGCAGUUCCAUGACCAUGUUCAACUUGGUCUUUAUCCUCAAUCCCAAAAAGGACGAGACGCGCGAGCUAGUCGACGCGCUCUACUCCAACAUUGUCAAAAAGGUCAACAAGGCCUACCAGUACAGUCAGCAGCAUAGCGACUUUGUGUGGAAGGAAUCUAAGCGCAUCCUUGCCGCAAAGGACCAGGCUAGAGAAGAUCGCCGCAAAAUGCAAGAUCUUUGGAAAGACCUCAUCUCGACAUCAUCGCUUGCAGCCUCUGUCCACGACAUUUAUAAAGCAGUCUCCCAGAACAAGAUUGCCACUCUCCAUCUCGAAACAGCCGCCGGCGCUCUGAACCCAUCGGUACAAAUACCCGCACCAUUCUAUGUUGCUGAUAUCCCCGCUGAAGACAACAAUCGUGAAUGCGGCCUGUGGCUCACAACAGCCAAUGCCUUUAUUAGCCAAGAUGCCCUGGAGGAACCAGGCUUUCUCGACAAGAACUUUGCGCUUCUGCUCAUGGACGACGAAAAGAAGAUUAUUGCCGAGCUCCAAGCCGACCAGGACCCGGCCACGAUGCCCAUGAUUGAGUUUGUGCGGCUGUCCAAACCAACCAUGAGCUUCUACCAAGUCGCACAGGGCAACAUCCUGACACUAUCCCAAGUGCGCAAGUACGCUCAGCACUUCAUCUUUUGGCGCAGAGCCAUUGCUAUCCCGCCGCUCCACGCGCGCGACACAUACAUUGUGUCCCCCAACUGCGACCUCUCGCGCCUCGCAGAUGAUACUGUUGACUGGCAGCGCGAGUUCCCCGUAGCACCGCCGCUACCCAACUUUCUCGCGGAGCUCUCAGCCUGCCCGCGCCCGUACAAGACAUUCUGCCCUAGCAAGGUCCACCGUCCACUGUACCUGCGCAUGCUGGCCUGGCUGCUUCGCGGCGGAUGGGUCACGCAGCUCUGCACGUUCGGGUAUGUAGUGGUCUGGCCCGAAAUCUUGUACGAAGUCGAGUACGAAAUGGAAGCAGAAGAGCUCGGCCCGACACCGUCCACGUCUCCUGCCUCCGCAGGCACACAGACCAAGACGUUCUACUUUGGCCCCAACGACGAAGACACCGACAAGCCGGCCAAUGCUCCCACAACACCUCCACCAUCUGCCAACACCUCCCCGAAUGAGACGACGGUAGUCUCGCCCGUGCUUUCUCCAGAGUCGCAGCAUCAGCCGUCUGCUAUUGAACAGGCCGCCGAAGCUGCACGUCUGGAGCGUCUUGCAGCCCGCCAUGAGCGUGCUAUUGCAGACAAGGCCGCCGCACACGCACGCAAAACAGUACCCAUCACGACGCCGCACCCCUCAACCAACACGGCGUCUCACUUGGCCCAUCUAACCCCACAUGUCAUUCUCGAUGCGAAAAAGGCAACGGGCAAAGAAUCGCGAUAUCUGUCUGCCAUUGGUAGGCGCCUGUCAGAUCGCGACGAACGCAUUGGGCGAGCGUGGCCCCGUCUCUGUCGAUACUUUGAUGGGCAUACGGCGUUGGAGAGGAUUGCGCUGAUGGAGGAGAUGAAGCGUAAAGAAGCGUGGGGUCUUCUAAGUGGAAUGGCUGAGUAUGUCGCCGUAGUGCGUCAUUGGUAGUUGGCGGUAAUUAGUUCACCAUAUUAGUGUGUUUAUAGGCGUUUUCAAAGGGUCAUGGUUGUUAGCAGGUCGGGCGUUGGUUGUUAUUUUAGUCACACAUGCACAGUAGUAGAGAGAUAAUAUGGUGUAUAAUAGCAGUGAGAUUGGUAUUGAAUUAGGAAAUAAACAGCAUCUCAUCAAGUCAAAAGUCGCAAAACGCCAGCAAGUCCGUGUACCAUGUGCAUAGAAGCAAAGGCAAAAACAAGAAAAGACCAAAAGCGAGGCAGGCAAUGAGAAUACAGCAGCGGUGACCACGACGGGCCGUACAAAGUGCUAAACUGCUCUCGAGGUAUCAUAUGAAAAAAAAAGGCAAAUAAAAAAGAACAAGGAAACCUCCCUGCGUUGCAAAAAAGAGAAGCCAAAAAAGCCAAGUCGAAGAACCAGUUGUAUGUGUAUAAUCAAAGGAGUGCAUUCCGCCCACGUUUGGCGAGCAAAGUUUGUAUAUAUAUCGUAGAAACGAAGCAAGCAAGCAAGCAAGCAAGCAAGCUAAAAAAGGACCAAGGAAGCAAGUGAAAAAGACGGGGACAAGGAUAAAAAAGAGGAAGAGGACCACUCUCCAACGCCCCUGGACGCCGACCGGAUGCAGAUGAGAAUCGAUUAGGUUUCGCUAGGGACACAGGCGCGAACACACACAUACUUGGGGAAGGACGAAGGGCAACACGUUGGAGCCAGCUUUCAACGCGGCACCGGCACCAUCUCCCAAGAGAAUGUCAAACAAAGGCGGCACAUGCAUAGCCUACAAGGCUGUAUCAUCAGAGAACCAGCUCUCCUUGACAGCUUGGGGAGCAUGUGCAUACCUUGCUUUGUAGUGGGAGAAGGGGAAGCGACUUAUUGCGUCAUCUCCAAGUCGUACUCAUCUUCGGGCUUGAAGUUGAGUGAGACGGCGUUGACAUCGUCAUCGGGGUCAUGCCAAAACUGGGCAGUCUCGUCGCCGCCGCCCACGCCAGGCUCGGGGGUGAUGCCAACGCCGUCAAGGCCGCCACCGAUGCCGCUGUUGAUGGGCUCGCCACGGUAGUCGGUGUGGUGGGGAACGCGAAGGCCAGAGCCAGCUGUGCGUGUGUAGGAAAAGGCGCCCAUCUCGUUCUUGGAGAUGGUGUCCAUGAGCUCCGACUGCAUGCGGCGCUCGUCGUCGGUCAACUCAAAGGGGAAUUGGCCGCCGAGCUCGGCAAUGGUGUUCAUGAGCUCCUCUUGCUGCUGGAUCUUGAGGUGCAGCAACCACAUGAGGUCACGGGUCCAGCUCACUGAGCCGUUGAGGAUAUCGCCCUUGUUGGGCCCUUUGUCCUUGUCCUCAAUGGGCAGGCCGGUGGUGAUGUUACCAGCACUGGCACCAGCAGCGCGGCGGGCUCCAGGGCCAGCCAGGCCAGAAGUAGCCUGCGAGGGGCUGGAGAUGCCGGUAAGAGUAGGGGAGAGAGGAGUACCGUUCUGGAUAAGCUUGCGGAGCUUCUCGUCCUCCAGACGAUGAGCGGGCACAAGCUUGCUAAGAUCUUGAAUGCGCUCAUUGAUGUUGUCACGGCGGCGGCGCUCGACCAGGUUGUGGGACUCUCUGCGGCGCUUGCGCUUCAUCUCCUGGGAUGAUACGGCAGUGUUGGGGACACCGAGCUUAGCAGGCAUCGACGUGCCACCCUUCAUCAUGACCUCGUUGAUCUGGCCCAUACCAGCUUGCUGCAUGGGCGAGGAGAAGCCCGAGUUGUAGGAAGCAGGGAUGCUGCCGUUGGGAGUGUUGAGCCAGUGGGUAGGCGGGGACUUAUCGUGGCUGUUGGAGGCGCGCAUAGACUGAGGGCCAAAGGCGGGAGACUCGUGAGAACCAAUGGGCAUGCCUUGCAUGCUGCCCGUCUUGGGUGUCAUUGGUGUUCCGCGCUGGCUGGAGAUCUUGCGCUGCAUGGGCUGGCCCAUGCGAGCAGCGCGAGCCUUGGCAAAGUUGGGGUCGUUGCUGUCGCCAGCGAGCUCGGUGUUGAAGGACAUGGGAGAGUGGAGUGAGCCGCCCAUCUGGCGGAACUGGGCGCCGUAGGCAUUGUUGAAGGGGCUCUGGAUAGGGUCGCCGUCGGGGGUGUGAGAAUAGCCACUCAUGUGCUGCGCAUCAAUAGGCAGGCCGGCAUUGCUGCCACGGUGAGCAUGGAAGGCAUUCUGGUUGAAGCCAAUGUUCAUGCCCGAGAAGUCGUCCUGGACCUGGUCGGCGGGGUUGGCAAGGGAGUCGAGCAGUUCAUCGUCACCGAGGACAGCGCCGCCCGAAGAGAAACCGUUGUUGGAGUUUGUGUUGGCGGAGAAGUUGUUGCCGGCGGCAAAGGAGGAAGAGUAGAGGUCGUUGGGGUCGAUGUUGCCGGUGUUUCCGGCACUAAAGUGCGCAAAGCCGUGCUGAGCCAUGGCGUACGUAGAUGCUCUUGGUUGAGCCUGAAAAAAAUAACGUGUUGAUUGAGAGGAGAUGAAUGUGCCCGACGAGGGCGAAGCAGUUGCGCGCGCUACAGACGAGCGUGGAGGCAAAGCACAG
This is a messenger RNA of [Torrubiella] hemipterigena, 4870 nucleotides long. The record is from the annotation of a GenBank genome assembly. NCBI's taxonomy places the organism in Eukaryota, Fungi, Ascomycota, Sordariomycetes, Hypocreales, Clavicipitaceae.